AUGUAAAGUUGAAGAAGACGUUUGGAUCCAACAAGCGAGCUAGGUUUCAAGAACCUUUCGCUCUUGCUCGAAUUUUCCCCGAACCCUAUCUUCACCGUUAAAGGGACCAACCACCGUCGAAAGCUGUCAAGUUGGGCGCUGCUCGCCUGAUCUGUCAAAAGGCCAGAGCCAAAAAGGGGAGAAAGCAGCUGGCGUGGCUGCAUUUCGUUUCCUUGGCUCGAAGUGAGAAGUUUCGGGCCACCGAGCUGGUCGAAAAAGUUACCAAUUAAAUUGGCCAGCAGAGGAAUUUGCAAGUUAGCUAAAAUGCUAUAAAUCCGAGGCCAGUUCGGCGAAAAGGAGAAAAAUCAAAAAGGACACGGAUAACCCGCAACUACAACGGAAUCAAAAUGAAUCGCCUGCUGCUGCAGUGUCUAGUGACCACCAUUCUGGUCUACAAAGUGAUUUCGGUGCCGACCAGCACGAUGAGCACCAGCAUUCAGACGACCUCGGAGAUUCCGCAGCAGGAUGACGACGACGACGACUGGGAGGAGGACGACGACUCUCUGGAGUCCGACGACGAUGGCCGCGUCUACAAGAAUCCGCGCAACUCACCCUCCACCGAGUGUCCACGCGACGAGGAGCAGGCCACGCUGCUCGGCCAGAAGUGCUUGAGGAAGUGCUCCUCCGACGAGGAUUGCAAGAGCAAGAAGAAGAAGUGCCUGUGCGACGGCGUCUGCGGCAACUCCUGCAUUAAACCAGAUCGCGAGUGCCCGGAACUAGCCCAGCCCAGCUUGGGUCAGGUCACAGUGGCUGGACGCCACUUCGGAGCUCGCGCCUCCUAUGCCUGUCCGCACGGCUACCACGUUGUGGGUCUCCAGAGCCGUCUGUGCCAGGCGGACGGAAAUUGGGCCGGAGCCGAGCCAGCUUGCAAGCAGAAUAUUUACUGCCUGAAGCCGCCGCAGAUAGAGCAUGCGCGGAACUCGGCGCUGCCGGAACAGGAAACCUUUGAUCUGGACUCCACGGUGCAGUACCACUGCCACACCGGAUACGUGACCAAUGGAUUCCCGCGGGCCAAGUGCCUGGCCAUUGAUAACCUGGCCAGCUGGUACGGCCCGGAUAUCCAAUGCGAACCUCGAUCCUGUGGCCAGCCACCGGAUCCGGCCUACGGAUGGCACGCCGGCGAGUGCUACACGUACGGAUGCAAGAUCACCUACAAUUGCGGAACCGGAUACGAACUGGUGGGCAAGCACGAGCGCUACUGCCAGUCGGACGGAUCGUGGACGCCCAAGGAGCUGCCCACCUGUGUCUUGGUCACCUCGGUGGUGUGUCCCACCCCGGAGAACCCCAAGAACGGCAAGGCCACCUACACCACCCUGGCCUACAACUCGGUGGUCAGCUACGAGUGCCGCUACGGCUACACCCUUGUGGGCGAGAGCUCCAGUCGCUGCGGAGCGGACCGAAAGUGGAGCGGCACUCUGCCCACCUGCAAGGAGAUCAACUGCGGCCAUCCUGGUGUGCUGUACAAUGGAUGGAUCGAGAACAUCGAGGCGGGCACCGGACUGGGGGCCAGCAUCAUUUUCCGCUGCCAACCAGAGAUGAUGAUCAAUGGACUGGGCUCCAGCGUGUGCCAGAUCGACGGAAGGUGGCGGAACGCACUGCCCGAGUGCCUGGCGCCCUGUGUGGUGCCCACCAUUUCGCAGGGCAAUGUGUAUCCCAUCGAAAUAACCACGGAUGAGAACGGAACGACGAUCGUCCAUCCGCCGACGACCACCACGCAGUCGCCCACUCAAACGCAGAGCAUUGGCGGAGUGGAGAAGGUUAAGCACGGAACGGCACUGGAGGUCAAGUGCGACGAGAACUACGAGUUCCCGGUGUCCCUGCUCAGUCCACCCACGUGCAACAAUGGCACGUGGAGCAUCAUUCCACGCUGUGUGCCUGCCAGGUGCAAGAGCAUGCCGCGUCCACCCAAGCACGGCAUGGUGAUGGCUCCCAAGACGGAGCACGGCAUGAAGGCGCGAUUCAAGUGCAAGGAUGGCUUCAAGCUGGUCAGUCCGGAGGGCAAGGAUGUGACAGAUCCGCACGACUAUGUGCUCACUUGCUCAUUUGGCAACUGGACCGGAGAGACGCCCAAGUGUGACGAGGUCUUCUGCUCCUUUCCCGGCUACAUACCCAAUGGAAAGGUCCUGCUCGUGGGCAACAUGGGCCUAUAUGACUACAGACCCUAUGUCAAGAAGAUCGUGAACAACAAGCAGAUAAUGUACGAUUGCGACAAGGGAUAUGUCCUGGAGGUUGGUCCGCCUGGCGCCACCUGUGUGGGUGGCAAGUGGCGGCCCUUGGACCUGCCGCAGUGCCUCCUCGGCCAGCAUCCUCGCCUGCGUUGGAAUCGCCGCAGACGUCGCUCUCUGCAGAUCCGCCAGCUGAGAUCCAUGUACCUUCUGCAGCGACAGCGACAACUUCAAAGGCAACUGAUCGAUAACCAAAACUAUAUAAAAGCUAUAGCCGAUCCUGUCGAGCCGUCGGUUCAUCGGAUUAAGCGAAGCGCCAGUCCCCAUCCGAACUCACAACCCUAUGCCUCCGACGUCGACCUGGCCUACUCCAAGUACUAUCAAAAGAUAAAGGAACGAUAUCAGCGCUACGUCCGGAAAAUGCUAGGCCGUGACCGGAUCUACCAGAGGCUCCAUGCCCAGGAUGCAGUGGGUAGAGUGGGAAACAAUAUGAAUACCCACGAUGGAGGACAGGUCACCAUGCGGGGCAAGUCCAACUUCAGGGAAUUCGAGAAUGGAAACAAUUACCUGGGGAGCGGUGGCAUUGGAUCGGGAGGAGUAGUUGGAUCUGGAGUGGUGGCACUGCCCAACAUUAACCAGGCAUCGCGAAACCAUAUGGUUCAUGUACACAGAACGCCCAAGGACGAGCUGCUAUCCAACGGAUCGCCGCCUAUAGCAUCGCGUAGCCUCCACUUGAAUGCCACCCGGUCCUAUAUUGAUCAACUGAAAUCACAAAUAGUCCGUCGGAGGCGCAGGAGGAGCUCCAGCAUUGGGCAGUCGCCUCCUCCGUCGGGAGCAACUAUUCCGGAUGCCGAGGUGGACAUCAGCGAUGGAGGUGAGGGCGGAAAGGGAGGUGGAGGCAAACGAUUGCGAGGACCCUGCGAGGAUCUCGAGUGGGAUUCCUUUGCCAACGUGACCACGGUUCGUCCUGGCAAGGUUCCGGGCAGAAAUUCCGUGGGUAUCAUGCUGCAUUUGGAGUGCAAUGCCGGAUUCAAGCUGAAUAUUAAGGGUGAAAACGCCACGGCACGAUGCAUACGAGGCAUUUGGAAACCGGAGACGCCCAAGUGCCUAUCCGCUCCGUGCCUGGUGCCCGCCGUGGAGCACGGUCAGUACUACAAGGUUGAACCACACACCAAACAGCUGAGCGACAAACCUUCAUUGACCCCGCUCUCCACCUACGAGGAGAUCCAGUCCAACGAGUUCAUCACCCUGGAGUGCGAGGACGGGUUCAAUAUACAGGGUUCAGCUCAGCUCCGUUGUGCCCAUGGAUCCUGGUCGGUGAAUGCCUUCUCUGAGUGCACAUCGGUGCCUUGCACGCUGCCCAAUAUUCCGGGAGUCAUUUACGAUGGAGGCUACCGGGCAGGAUUGACCAUUGGACACGGGAGCAGUGUAAGCGUUCGCUGCGAACUCUCCACGAACGCCAAUCCCAUAGAGAUGUCCUGCCACAAGGGCAUCCUCACUCCACCCAGCAUCCCUUGUGAGUCCGGAUUAAGAAAGUCCCGCGAGGAACUGGAGCAUGCCACGCCCACUCCACACCCCAAAGUGGAGCACAACGAACUGGACAACGAUCACGAUCACCACGACAACGGCACCGAUGAGCACGACGACAUGAAGAUGUGUGGUCCACCCAUGCUAACGGAUGGCGCCUUGGUCUACAAGAAUGCCGAUCAUCCAGAGCUUGAUGGCGCCUACGAGAGCGGCACGGAGAUCUUCUUUAACUGCAUCCCAAAUGCGGCUGGGGAUAGGCAAACGUGGCGCAUCAUAUGCGACAAUGGACUGUGGAUAGGGCGAUCCUACAAUUGUGAAAACGGAACCUGUGUGUUCAGAAACAACGAGGCUAAUGUGGUUAGUUUCUACAACGACCUGGAGAUCCGAGAAGACGUGGUGGACUUUCCCCCAGGAGCCACCAUCAUAUCGAGAUGCAUGGACAUUGGAAAGUUCUCGUUCAUGGGCAGCCACGAGAGGACCUGCAUCCACUCGGAAUGGACCAACACCAAGCCCGUGUGCUCCGGCCUGAACCAGGAGAACGAUUAUGCUAUGGAGAAGGCACCGACCAUCCUCUUCCGCCACCAGAACGGACCCAUCGCCCAGAGCAACGAUGGCAAGCUGAUUGUCUAUCCGGGAACCACUCUGCACAUGGAGUGCCUGUGGAUGCGUCGCUUCGGGAAUCCCAAGUGGAACGUCAGUCACACGCACAAGAACUACACCGAGGGCUGGGUAACCGAGGCGGAUGAGGGUCGCGACUCCACACUGGAAUACCGGCUGAGCAUUGUGGACGCGGCCAGCGACGACUCCGGGUUCUAUUCGUGCAUGACCCCAGCUCGGCAUGAGCACACCGUGGAGGUGGUGGUGCGGGCCAUCAACUGCCCGGAGAUACCGAUGCGACGCGGCCUAAUCGUAAACACCAACGAUACUAAGCUGAGCACGCGGGCGCUGCUGUCCUGCGCUAAUGGAAACUCCUUGAUUGGCGCCUCGGAGCUGUUCUGCCUCCCGAGUGGCAAUUGGAGCGCACCGUUGCCGGUCUGCGAGAGCGUCGAGUGCGGCGACAUCCCGCUGGGGAUGGGCAGCAACGCGAGCUCGCCCCGUGUCUCCGUGCUGUCGCGCGAGGUGGGCGGCCGGGCGGCCUUCUCGUGCUCCUCCGGCUACGGGCUGCGUGGUCCGUCGGAGGCGAUCUGCAAUCCCACGGGCGAGUGGUCAGCGCCGCUGCCCACCUGCGUCGAGGUGCAGUGCGACAAUCCGGGGGCGCCGCAAAAUGGUUACGCCCAGGGCUCAGCACCUUAUCGUGCCGGCGACGUGGUCCAGUUCAAUUGCAAUCCGGAGUACAUGAUGCAGGGCCAGCCGAUCAUUGCUUGCCAGGAUAAUGCCAGGUGGUCGGGCGGGCUGCCCAAGUGCGUGCAGGCCUGCUCGUAUCCAGGCACUGUUAUCAGCGGCAGGAUGUCCUCCGUCAAGUUCUACUAUGCCAUCGGCGAGAGCAUCACGUUCACCUGCGAUGCCGGACUGGAUCUGCGCGGCUCCAAGGUGCUUAAGUGCCUUAAGAACGGCAAGUGGUCCAGUGCCAUUCCCACGUGCGUGACCAACGAGGGUCCUGUCGGCGGAGGAGGAGGCGGAUCCGGAUCCGUGGCCACCAACAAGCACCUGGCCACCACCAUGGGCUAGAGCGAUUCGGAUUGCCGGUUGCUCCUGAGUGAUACUAAUACAUAUUACUACCUACUAACUAAUGCACAUUCCAGGCGCACAGUCACGCGUUUACCAACUAGUAACGCCAUUCUUGCGAUUCAAUUGUAACUGUAGCCCUGUACUGUAUCGCACGGCCAUCAUUUUACUUUCAAUAAAUGUUCGUCGAAUAAAGACAAAA
Drosophila sechellia is the source of this 5598-nucleotide messenger RNA. It is a transcript of the gene Hasp, whose product is annotated as Hig-anchoring scaffold protein. Lineage: Eukaryota; Metazoa; Arthropoda; Insecta; Diptera; Drosophilidae. Gene Ontology annotation, cellular component: extracellular region. The record is from RefSeq and is a predicted model, not a curated record. The coding region runs from base 387 to 5399 and encodes 1670 amino acids. Gene Ontology annotation, molecular function: peptidase inhibitor activity. The transcript has 17 exons.